Molecule: messenger RNA, 2996 nt
Organism: Acanthochromis polyacanthus (spiny chromis)
Lineage: Eukaryota; Metazoa; Chordata; Actinopteri; Pomacentridae
Product: dnaJ homolog subfamily A member 3, mitochondrial-like
Exons: 12
Coding region: 23-1483 (486 amino acids)
Biological process (GO): negative regulation of apoptotic process; response to heat; protein folding
Cellular component (GO): mitochondrion
Molecular function (GO): ATP binding; heat shock protein binding; protein kinase binding
Source: RefSeq, a predicted model, not a curated record
CUGACCCGGUAGUGACGCAGAAAUGGCGUCGUCCGCUGCCCGGCUCACUGCACGCUGGUUAGCGGCAUCUGGCUCUUCUGGACGUCGUAGCGGCUGUUUUCUUACUGUUCCUCCAAGAUAUGGAGGAGGUAGUCAGGCGGUGGUCCCGCAGACACAUCGUGGAGGGACAGCGGCCACCCUAAGCUCCUGGUCUCGCGGAAAUGUCGUGACAUUGAGCGGACUGACAGGGGUAAAAAGCACCACCUGCCGCUUCUUCCACUCCAGCAGCAGUCUAGCAAACAAGCAGGACUUCUAUGAAGUCUUGGGUGUCUCUCGCACUGCCUCACAAAAGGACAUCAAGAAGGCUUACUAUCAGUUGGCAAAGAAGUACCACCCAGACACCAACCCAGAUGACCCAGAGGCCAAAGAGAAGUUCGCCAAGCUGGCUGAAGCCUAUGAGGUGCUGAGUGACGAGGUGAAGAGGAAGCAGUACGACACGUAUGGAGCAGCAGGCUUUGACCCGACCCGAGCUGGGACUGGUCAGGAGCAGUACUACAGGGCUGGGGGGAGCAAUAUCGACCCCGAGGAGCUGUUCAGGAAGAUUUUUGGAGAGUUUUCAGGAGGCAUGGGCUUUGGAAACAUCCACAACAUGUUUGACCAAAGGCCAGAGUUUGUGAUGGAGCUUACUUUUACCGAGGCGGCAAAAGGAGCAAACAAGGAGCUGAGCGUGAACAUCGAUGACAGCUGUCCAAGGUGUGAUGGGAGGGGCAACGAGCCGGGCACCAAGGUGUCUCGGUGUCAAUACUGCAACGGUACAGGCAUGGAAUCGAUCAACACGGGUCCUUUUAUGAUGCGCACCACGUGUCGGCGCUGUGGUGGGAAAGGAUCGAUUAUAAACACACCCUGCGCUCUGUGCAGAGGGUCAGGCCAAACCAAGAAGAGGCAGACGGUCAACGUGCCUGUACCUGCUGGAGUGGAAAAUGGUCAGACUGUACGCAUGUCAGUAGGGUCAAAAGAAAUCCUCAUUACAUUCAGGGUCCAGAGGAGCCCAGUGUUCAGACGUAACGGAGCAGACAUCCACUCUGAUGUGUUCAUCUCCAUAGCCCAGGCCAUCCUGGGAGGAACAGCCACGGCACAGGGCCUCCAUGAAACCAUCAGUAUGGUGAUUCCCCAGGGUUGCCAGGCUGAUCAGGUGAUCCGGCUGCAGGGGAAAGGCAUCAGGAGGAUGAACAGUUACAGCUACGGAGAUCAUUAUGUCCACAUGAAGAUCAGGGUGCCGAAGAAGUUAACUCGAAGGCAGCGCUCUCUGUUGCAGAGUUAUGCAGAGGAGGAGACGGAUGUUCAGGGGACUGUCAACGGCGUCACCCCUUCAGCAGGAGGGGGCAGCAGCACUUCAAGCUCCGGUGCAAAAUCGACCAGCUCAGAGGAGGGACAGGACAAGCAGCAGCAGCAGAAGGAGGAGGAGGGAGGCUUCUUUUCCAAACUAAAGAAAAUGUUUAGCUGACACUCGGACCACAGGUGAAAAAUGAACACGGUAAAGAAGGAAAAAAAAGUCCACCGACCGGCCUCCAUGCUGUGUCCUGCUGCUUGGGAAGUUGAGCACGGUGGAGGAAGACGGAAGCAGAGUGGUGUUUGUGUUGACACAAUCACACAUUGUUGAAGCUGCGGUUGGCAAACGGGCCACAUAGACGACAGGUCCACCCACAUACACCGACUCAUCACCACAGACAGGUGCUGGACUGAGACACUCAAGAUAUGCCUGAAAAGAGAGGAGAUGGCGACCAACGCGCACUGAUGCGGUACAACUGUCCUCCCUGCUCACUGAGGCGGUGCUGCACUGACACUCGCUGUCUGUCAAAACUAAAACCACAUGAGAUGAGCUUUUAAAUUGGUAGGCAAAAAAAUGCAAAGUUAGCGCGGUAAAGCAGGCAAUAAAUUGGAGAUAGCGUUUUGAAUUUGAAAUAAAAUAUAGUGUAACAGUCUAAUUGUUUAAUCUGAGACUUUUUAUGUGCAACACUGUUUCUUUAAUACGGUCCUAAACACAUAACAGAUGUAUAACUGUUAAUUCUUGAGAAAGUUUUCUUGUAAUUUGGUAAUAAUUAUAUUAAAAAGGCAUUUUUCAGUUGAUAAAUCUCUAAUUAGUACAUUACAAUGAUUAGAGAUGAGGUCAGCUCACCGUGCAGAAACUACAUUCACUUCAACACAUGUAGAGAAUGAAGCUGCUCAUACAAUACAUUAAUUUUUACUCGGGUUUAAAUGGAUCCAAAUUGACCUUUGUUUUCCCCUACAAAAUUAGCAGUCCUUUCAGGCAUGGGAUAUGGAGCACUGCUGCUUGUUCAGUGUGUUAAAGUGAAGGCCUUCUGACACUUAAACAUGCAUCUGAGACAUCAGUACUGCGAUUUUGUGUCAGCAUAACCGUUAAUGACGCUACAUGCAGUUCAAAUUUGUGCUGUGUAACAUGGAAAAUGUACUAGUUCCAGCCUAGUAACAUAUUAACUUUGCCGCUGUGACCUUUCCAGUAAAGUAAGCAGGGUGCUCAUCCAGACAUGGAGCCGACACGUUCAGUAGUCAUCAGAUUUAACACAUCCUUGUCUGUAAGGAGAUAAAGAAAAGCAAUACCACAAGCUUUAUUUCUCCAGUAUACCAUUUAAAAUGCGCUGGUUUAUGAAAUUUGCAGCAUGCUCUGAAAAUCAAGAAUUAAUGUGUCUUUUGCAUGCGUUUUGUCUCCGAACUUUGCCUCUAUUUGGUUAGUAAUUCUUGCCAAAUUACACAUUUCUUACAAGUCCUGCAAAUCAACGUGCUGCCUUUUCCCCCUCAUACUGUCCGUGGCUCUUCAUAGAUGAGGAUUACACUAAAUAUAUUCUGGUCAGAAGGAAGUAUAUUCCACCGCUUAGCAAGAAAUGAACACGAGUGGAAAAUGGGAAGCCUGAUCUACAAUAUCUGUUCUGGUUAGUUGUACCUGUACGUGGCAACAAAACUGUGCAAAAACGUAUUUAAAUAAAGCUUGAGGUAAUGAA